Ruditapes philippinarum (Manila clam) is the source of this 2225-nucleotide messenger RNA. Its product is annotated as RB1-inducible coiled-coil protein 1-like. The transcript has a single exon. NCBI's taxonomy places the organism in Eukaryota, Metazoa, Mollusca, Bivalvia, Venerida, Veneridae. The coding region runs from base 42 to 965 and encodes 307 amino acids. The record is from RefSeq and is a predicted model, not a curated record.
GUGCAGUUAAAGUUGUUUCUCUAACAGAGAUAUUGAUCAAGAUGGACAUUGUUUCAAAUGUAAAAUCAAAAGAAAACAGUGUAGAAGAUAAUGAAAAUAUUGUUCAAAAUAAUAAGAAAGAUAAUACAGAAAAAUUGAAUAAAGAUGACAACGAACACAAUAACGGAACAGAUGAUAAGAUAUCGCAGCAAAAUAUGAAAGUGUUGCAUGAUUCGGAUGUUGAAUGUCAAUCAAGCGAAGAAGAAAACAUUGAAACAAUAAGCGGAAAGGAAGCGGAGACUAGAUUUUUGCUUUGGUAUGAAGGCAUACAACGUAGGGAGGAAUGGUACAAAAGACGAAUUGAAGAAUUGGAAAAACUUGAGGAAAAAUAUAAACAAACAAUUGCAACUUUAAAAAACAAUGAUGAAAAAUUACAACAGAGAUACUCUAAGGCGUUAAUUGAAAUCAAAGUGCUAAGAAAAAAGAACAUGCUGCCUUCAGAUGAUAAGGAAUUCGUGGAAUCUUAUAUAUCCCUGUCUGCUGAAAGAGAAAAUUUAAUUAUAUCUUCUCGUGAAAAUAGUGACACGAUCAAAAAGCUUAAAAAGGAAAUGCUUACUAUGAGAACGAGGUUAAAUUCAAAUCAUGCAAGAAACCCUGCACUUCGAAGCGUUUCAACUCAAACAAAAAUGGACAAGUUUCCAACACAUUACUCACAGAGUGUCAAAACUGAAACUGAUGGAAAUAACACUCUCCUGAAACAUCAAGUUAGUGAAGCGAAACAAUUUGGAGGAGGACAAAUUGUCAGAUCUAAAGCAAACUUUACUUAUUCAGCCUCGUAUUCAAACGAAAAAGUACAGGGAAAAGAAAGAAGGGAGCAGGUUAUUGAAAAUAACGUUAGGAGAAAUCGGCAAAGAAACAAAGAAAGUGAACCGAUUUAUUUUCCAGAUAUACGACAGAAGCCAGAUCACAUGAUGUGGAGAUAUUAAAGAUAUUGACAAAACAAAUAUGAAAAAAGAUUUAUGUCCAUAAGGGAGAUAACAACUGAACCUGACAAAAAAAUCAGUGUGAUAUCAAUUUGAAAAAAAAGUGUUCAUGGUUUUGUUGUAUAUGAACCCAUACUAGCCUGGAAAUAACUUUUAGAUAGACAUACAUUUAGCAAAAAAUCGUCCUACUGGCUAGGGAUAAGUGAUUCUACAAUAAAGCAUGUAUGUCAUUCGAUUUCUAUUCAUCUUGAUCACAUAUAUACGGCUCCGUAUAAAACGGGUUUUAACGACCCUGCAUAUAUUUUGAUUUGACGUGCAAAAACAUAGCGUAAAGACGCGCUAAAUGUUAGCGUCAUUCUAUAAUCACAUCAAUAAUAAAGUUAUACAUUUUCAUCAUUUUGGAUAUGUGAUAAACAGAAUACUACCGUGUAGCUUCAUUACUAAAAUUUAUUGAACUCGUUGAAUUAAAGAUUCUUCUGCUCGCCAGGGGCUCGCAUGAUAUAAUUCUAUUGGACUCGUUCAAUAACUUCAUUAUUAAUCAAUCAUUAUAUCUUUAAGACAAAAUAGAAUAAACAUGCCAAUAAAGCUGUUAGCCGAUUACAUGGUAAUGUAAAAUGAAUAUUUUUCUGAUUACUAGGGAGUGUGGUAAAUGUUAGUAUUAGACACUAUUAUUAUAUCAAACUAGAUGAUCCUAAGAAUAUCUUCAAUUAGACUUUAUGGUUAUGGCUUUUGGCCUAGCUUUAUACAUGUACUGGUUGAAAAAGCUGCUAUAGGUUAUAAGCUCAACAAACCCUAGAGAUGCUAUUAUUUCAUACAGAUAUAUUUAAUUUUAUUUUGUUUUUAAAACUUGUUUUUUUUUUAUUUGACACGAAUGAUAAAAGAAUAAAAAGCUGAACAAAAAGGUUUUGUUUAAAAAAUAAUCGAAACACUUCUCCCAGUAUGAUAUCAGAUACAUAAAUCUGUUUCCCAUUGUAUAUGUAAAUGGUUUAUAGCACAUUGUUCAAAUAAUGUUAAAAAGUAUUAAUAAUUCAGACGAGUCUAUGAAAACAACCGAUUACAUGCCUGACAAUAAAUGUUAAAACCGCUGGUGGCAGGAGCCUGUAGAGCUAUUUUAUCUAAAUCAAUGGAGCCAAUAAAAAAUAUUGAAUAGAGCACUGAUAUAGACGUACAAUGAUUUUUAAAUGAGGGAUUGACGUGGUGAUUAGGAGCUCUGUUACAGAUAAAUUGACUAUAAAUAUUUGAGAAUACGCCUUUGGUAGUUUU